UUGUGGCUGAGUCCUUUCUGAUUCAGCCAACUCUCUGUGAACCCUUUGGGAGUUUUCUUGGUAACCAGGUACUGGGAGUGAUUUAUUUUCUUCUCCAGCUCAUUUUACAGAUGAAAAAAGGGAAGCAAACAGUGUUGUGACUUGCCCAGGAUGAGAGGCAGAGGACAGACUUCAUCUCCUGGGAGAUGGGCCUUCUCCACUCCAGACCCAGAAUUCCAUCCACAGUACCACCUAGGUGCCCACUCACCCUCUUACUUUCAAGGAAAUAACUAAUGAAAUCCUAGAUCCCAAGAUGUAAAAUCCUGAUUUUACAUGAGUAUACUAAAGUAUUGUUUAAUAUUUAAAUGAUAUAUCAUAAUUGUUACUAAUGUGAUAACAUGAUUAAAAGGCAGCUGCAUGGCACAGUGGACUUGGAGUCAGAAAGACUUUAAGUUCAAAUGUCCCCAAAGACAAUGCUUGGGUAACCAUGGGCAAAUCACAAUUUGUCUGCCUUAGUUUCAUCAGUAGAUUGGGGGAUAAUAAUAGCAUUUAUCUCCUAGGGUUGUUGUGGGACAAAAUGAGAAAAUAUGUGUAAAGCACUUACUAUAUAGCAGGCACUUAGAUGAAAACUUAAAAUGUAAUUUAGAUAUGUUGGGGUUCAGAGGGACCCCAGAAUAUUAGUUUUUUGAACCAGUGACUCUGGGGUCCCAAAAGAAUACAAGUCAAGAGGCAGAUUUUUAAAAUUAUUGUCAUGCUAAUUGAAGUGGGCUAAAUUCCAAGAGAGGAAGAUAGUAAAGGGCAAAGAGCAAGCAGAUAGAUUUAUUUAAUAAUAGUUUUUUAUUUUCAAAGUACAUGCAACAAUAGUUUUUAACAUUCACUCCUGCAAAACCCUGCAUUCCAAAUCCUUUUCCCUCCCUUUCUCCCAUCCCUUUCUCCAGCAAGCAAUCCAAUAUAUGUCAAACAUGUGCUAUUAUUCUAUACAUAUUUUCACAUUUAUCAUGCUGCACAAGAAAAAUCAGAUCAAAAAGGAAAAAAUAAAGAAAAAACAAGCAAACCACAACAACAAAAAAGUGAAAAUACUUUAUGAUCCACAUUCAGUCCCUAGAGUCCUCUCUCUGGAUGUAGAUGUGUUGAGAUACCGGAGCCAUCUGCCAGUGACUGCUGGAGGUCUAACUCAGAUCUGUGGAAUGGAUCUCUUCAUGUGAGAGGAAGAGAAGGAAAAUACAAGGAGACUGAGGGGCAGUUGCAUUCUCUGACUUCCCUCUUGCCUCUUGCCUCUUGCCUCCAAUUUAUUUCAUUCCCAAUCCACAAGGAACACCUGCAUCAGCAAAGGCUGCUUUGCAACUCCUUCAGAUGUUAUGAUCCACAGCUGUAGAAGCUCUGGGAGAAUUGACCUGCCCUUCACUUAGGCAUGGUCCUUAACACAGACGACUAUUACAACUUUAUUGAAAUUGACUGAAUUACCUCAUCAUUGAAGAGUGCAUCAGAGUUUAUCAUCACAUAAUCUUGUUACUGUGUAAGAUGUUCUCUUGGUUCUACUCAUUUCACUUUGCAUCAGUUCCUAUAAGUCUCUCCAGGUCUUUCUGAAAUGAUCCUGCUGCUUGUUUCUUAAAGAACAAUAAUAAUCCAUAACAUUCAUGUGCCAUAAUUUAUUCAGCCACUCUCCACCUGAGAGGAAUCCACUCAGUUUCCAGUUUGUAGCCACUACAAAAAGGGUUAUCACAAACAUUUUUGCACAUGUGGGUCCCUUUCCUUCCUUUAAGAUCUCUUUGGGAUAUAAGCCCAGUGAAACACUGCUGGAUCAAAGGGUAUGCACAGUUUGAUAAUUUUUUGAGUAUAGUUCCAAAUUGCUCUCCAGAAUGGCUGGAUCCAUUCACAAAUCCACCAACAAUGUAUUAGUGUCCCAGUUUUCCCACAUCCCCUCCAACAUUUAUCAUCUUUUCCUGUCAUCUUUUCCAAUCUGAGAAGUAUGUAAUGGUAUCUCAGAGUUGACUUAAUUUGCAUUUCAAAUUAAAUCAGUAAUUUAAUUCAUAUGAUUAAAAAUGGCUUUAAUUUCUUGAAAAUUGUUCAUAUACUUUGACCAUUUAUCAAUUGGAGAAUGGCUUGUAUUCUUAGAAAUUUGAGUAAAUUCUCUGUGUGUUUUAGAAAUGAGGGCUUUAAAAAGUGGUGCCAUCCAAAAUAUUCAUCAGUGUUUUGCCUAAAUGAAAAGAGACUUGAUUUCUGUUGCUAUUUUUGACUUUGGAAAAUAGUCUAUUAGCUCAUGAAAAAAAAUAAUAAAAUUUCCUUAUGAUUAAAUGCUUAAAAAUAAAAAGAGAAAAAAAUGAGGGCUUUAUAGAAUCCUUGGAUGUAAACUUUUCUCACUUUUUUGCUUCCCUUCUCUGCAUUGGUUUUGUUUAUACAAAAAUCUAUUAAUUUGAUAUAAUCAAAAUUAUCCACUUUGCAUUUUAAAAUGUUCUCUAGUUCUUUUUUGGCCAUAAUUCCUUCCUUUCCUACCGGUCAAACAGGUAUAUUUAUAAGGAGUUGGGGACUACAGGACAAAGAAUAGAGAAGGUUAAAUGAUAUUUUGGGAUUGAAGUUCAGCGUCAUUGGUGGGAAAUUUGGCAAUGCGGGCUAAAAACAAUCCCCCUCUCUUGAGCUGAGACCUAUUCAUUGUUUGGGUCCAGAUCCAAGAUAGCAGCCCAGAGUUUUGGAUGGUGAUCCAGACGUCCUUGAAGGGACAGAUUAGUGGAAUGAAGAUAUCAUGGCUAAUUCCGUUUCUUUCAUAAACUUUCUCCAAGGUUGUGCCACAGCACUCCCAGUAACUAUAUUCCUAAAGUGACUAAAUCAUUUCCAAAGUGGGUUUUUUUUUUUUUGAAAAAUACUAGGAUCUUUAUUGCUAUUGGUGUUUGUACUACAUAAGAUACAGCAUAAUAUGAUGAAAUAAACAUUAUGCAAUAGUUAAUCACUAUUAUAUGAAAAACACAGAAUUCUAAAAUAACAUAAAUAUCUCAAUCACAUUGUACUAUAGACUAAUAAAUUAUGAUAACUGUCUGUUGGCUGGCUUAACCGCAUCCUUUGGUUAAAGCCCCAGCUACCCUCACGCUCUGGCUUCCACUAGUGGGCCCGGGGGAACUUGACUUUGGGAGAAGGCAAAUCAAUCGGGGGCGGGGCUUGGGGUAAGUUUUGUUUUCUCCAAGGGUUGGGGCAGCUUUCAGUUUCGAUUUGGAGCUGGCCCCUCCUUCCUCCAGCUGGUUCCUGACCGCUCCUUUUUCUCUAGCAGGAGAAACCGAGGUGGGGUGGGGCGCGCUGCCGGGGUUUGCGGCGGCCGAAGCUGGAGAACUGAGGGAGGCCGACCAUGGCCCUGACAACCCUGGCUACCUGUGUCACCAAGAAGCUAUGCGCGGCCGGGGGCAGCCUGGAGCUGGGGGAGCUGGCGCGGCAGCUCGCGGGCGGUGUGAGCGAGGAUGCCAUGGAGAAGACCCUGCGCAAAGUGGCCCCCCGGAGCUUCGUGCUGGGAACACGAGCGAGGAGCGGCGGAGAGGAAGCCGGAGGGGGCGGCAGCAGCGAGCCGCGAAGCCGGGAGGUGCGGGUGCUGGUGGCCGCUAGCGGCGUGAGGCUGUGCCCCGCGUACUCGACAUCCUGCGACGGGCUCUGCGGGCAGCUGCACCUCUGCAAGUUCUUCCUCUACGGAAAAUGCAAAUUUUCGAAAAGCGGGAAACAAUGUAAAUAUAGCCACAGCACUGAUUCUUUACACAACAUGACUAUCUUGAAAAGCCAUGGAAUCAAUAACCUAAACUUGAAUGAACUAUGUCAGCUUUUGCUUCAGAAUGAUUCUACCCUCUUGCCAGAGAUCUGUGCACACUACAAUAAAGGAGAUGGGCAACAUGGUGCUUGUACCUUUAAAGAUAUUUGUGCCAAACUCCACCUUUGCCAGUACUAUAUGCAGGGAAACUGCAGGUUUGGCAGCAGCUGCAAGCGGUCCCAUGACUUUAAUUCCACGUGUCAGGAGAAGUUGAAAAAGUGGGGGUUUAGUGACACUAUAAUUAAGAGGCUGCCUUCCACUUUCAGAAAUGCUUUUGACAUCAAAAAUGAAAGCUCAGCACCUGUAAAAGAAGGAAGAUCUAAUAGUGACUCUGUACCUGUCUCCCCUAAUAACAGUAAAGAUGAUGAUCAGAUCUGCUUGUACCACAUUAGCAAGGGCUGUAGCUUUAAAGAUAAGUGUUUUAAAGUCCAUUUUCAUUUGCCCUAUCGAUGGCAGUUUCUUGAUGGGGAUACAUGGAAAGAUUUGGAAGAAAUGGAGAAGAUCGAAAAGGAAUAUUGCAACCCCAAGAGUUGGCAGUGCCUUGCUAGGAAGCCUACGAGCUUCCUCAUAAAGUUUGAUAAUAUGAGUGGUGGCUCUUACAAGGUUCGACGUCUGUCCACAGCCUCCUCGGUCGUCAAGCCCCCACACUUUGUCUUCACGACCCAGUGGCUUUGGUAUUGGAAAAGCGAUGGUGGUUUGUGGCAAACAUAUGGCCUAAAGGGCACUGAGCGCCAUGUAGCUACUGUUAACAGCACUGACAUAGAGAAGGCCUACUUGAGCCAGGAGUCACCGAUCCUGCAGUUCUCCGUUGGAAAACACAACUAUGAGUUGAAUUUCAAAGCUAUGACUCAGAAAAGCUUGCACUUUGGUACUGUCAGAGUCAUUUGUCGGAGACCAAAAUAUGUCUCUCCUGAGGAUUUGAAGAUGAAGCAGACUUGUGGUGAUAAAUUAGCAACCCCAAAGAAUGUUCCAUCUCAUUGGGAUAUGUCUGCAUUGCCUGAACUGGGAUUUAAGUUAAUCCUACUUUCUCCUUCUACUGGAGAAUAUCUGAAGGUCCAAGAGCAGUUUUGUCGAACAAUGCCUAAAUAUACCAUUCAUAAAAUCGAGAGAAUCCAGAAUCCAGCACUCUGGGAAGUGUAUCAAUGGCAGAAAGCACAGAUGAAGAAGAGCAAUGGAGGGCAGGAAGUAGACGAGAGGUUUCUGUUUCAUGGCACUGGGCCCGAGUAUAUCAAAGACAUCUGCCAUCAGAAUUUCGACUGGAGGAUCUGUGGCCUUCAUGGUACUAGCUAUGGCAAAGGGAGCUACUUCGCCCGAGAUGCCGCGUACUCCCACCAUUACUGCAAAUCUUCCGUGAAGCCCCAGCCCAUGUUCUUGGCCCGGGUUUUGGUGGGAGAGUUUACCAGGGGCUCUUCCUCCUAUCUGCGACCUCCGGCCAAAGAAGGUCAAAGCAACGUCUUCUACGACAGCUGUGUGAACAGUCUGAGCGACCCCUCUAUCUUUGUGAUCUUCGAGAAGCACCAGAUUUACCCGGAGUAUCUCAUUUGGUAUUGAGCCUUCUCGGGGGACACGGCGUCUGUGUGACUCCCGUCUCUGAUGCAGCUUGUGCCGACGCCAAGAUCCGAGGCGGGGACCUUUCUCUGCUUCUUUUGGGGUCUUCUUUCUUAAAAUGGAGAACAGCCUAUUGCGUUAUUUUUGAAAAAAUCUUAAAAACUGUUUUAAUGUUCUGCUUUGCACAAAUUUCCUCAUUCAGGUGCUUUACUGACUUUUUGAUAAGAAGAAUUUUCUUCCAUAGACCUCCUAUAGAUUGUUUACUUCUUCUUACUGUAUCAUAACAUCAGUAACAGAGUGACUGAUGAGGCUAUGUGAUAGUCGGUCCAAUUUUUUCUUUUUUAACUGUGUCACGCUUUUACUUGCCUUAGUUAAGCAUUCUGAUGUCUGGGUGCUUUAUUGGUAAAGGCGGAAUUGCACUAAUUCUUUUAAAAAUAUUUUAUUGAGAUCUUGUGUUUUUAUAUUAACUUAAUUUCUGAAUCUGUCCCUCCCCUGCCUUACAAACUGUGCCUUGUGAGACUAACCAAAAAGGAGCAGCUCAGCAGUGCUAACCGAUGUGUCAGCUCAGAUUGCCUGCAAAGAAGGCAGUGCUUUCUUUUAAGGGCUGGGUUCUUUGGGGAGAAAUGUCCUAGUGACCUAAUAUUUAGCCUUUUACCAUCUGCUAUUUGCAUUUGCCUUAUCUUUCUGCAUACUCUGGCUGGUAGCAACUGGAAAUGUAUCUCCAAACCUUCUUGGUGAGGAAAUGAAAAAAAUGCUUUGGUGUUCUCCUAUAUUGAUUUGAGGCAGAAACCCAUAAAUGAUUCUUCCAUUACUGGGGUUAUCAAGUAAGAUUUUUAUACAAUUAAUUGCUACUUUGCAGUGUAGACUAACUGUAACCAUUGAUUCCCAGCUUACACCACUUUCCCCUUUGGUCAGUGGCUUGAAAUGUUAUUCAUGCUAGGAGCAAGUCAUACUGUUGCGUAAGAGCUUUAUAUCCAAGUGAACUUAUUCGAAUGUAUGCCAUGAAUGACUAUGGAAAUAAAAGGAUAUUUAUCUAUAAAUGGA
This is a messenger RNA of Antechinus flavipes (yellow-footed antechinus), 6352 nucleotides long. It is a transcript of the gene PARP12, whose product is annotated as poly(ADP-ribose) polymerase family member 12. Gene Ontology annotation, molecular function: metal ion binding; NAD+ poly-ADP-ribosyltransferase activity. The coding region runs from base 3314 to 5311 and encodes 665 amino acids. The record is from RefSeq and is a predicted model, not a curated record. Lineage: Eukaryota; Metazoa; Chordata; Mammalia; Dasyuromorphia; Dasyuridae. The transcript has 12 exons.